AUGAGGCACCCGUCUCUCCAUUACCUCCUGUUCACUAUCUUGCUAUUGCUCUGCAUUCAUUCAUCUCGAGCUCACGAAAGCUGUUGCAAACACAAACUUGGAGGACAAGAGCCACAAGUGAGCGAAUUCAUCGCAGAUCCAAAUGACACAGCACCCGAAGAGUUUGAAGGCCAACGAAGAUAUCUAGUCGAUCCAAACGACUUUCGUCCUGAUGAUUGGGAUAGUGAAGAUGAUGGAGAGUGGGAACCAAACACAAUUUUGAAUCCAGACUACGACUGGAAACCAAGGCAGAUUCCGAAUCCAAAUUAUGUACCUCCAGCCACCUAUUGGGACAAGCUGUUGACCGAGAUCAAAAUGUCCAUACCAUGGUUAACAUUAGGAGUUAUUGUGACGGGAUUCACUUCAAUGAGCAUUUCCUUGCCGCCUUUUAAAAACGCAUUGGACUGGUGGAAAAAUAAGUCGAAUCGUCCUUCAAAUGGAAGGAUGACAAGCAUUGGUAGCACCUCGCUCGCAGCCAUGCUGGGCCUCGCCACCCCACUUUGUUCGUGUGGUGCCCUACCAGUUGCCGCUGGAUUCUGGAAUGAAGGAGUCCCUCUCGGAUCCGUAGUUUCCUUCUUGGUGGCUUCCCAAUCGGCCGGGAUUGACAGUGCUGCGAUUACAUAUGGUUUGCUCGGACCCUUGGCAGUCUUUUCCCGAUUGGCGGGUGCCAUGAUUUUGGCUAUUGUGGCAGGAGAAUGUCUUCCAAAGGUGGCAUCUUUAAAUUCAAAGCAAGCAAGCAGCGGAAAGUGUUCAGCCUCGAAAGGAAACCAAAUCGAGAGCACUUCUUCGUUCAAGGCAUUUCUGGAGGUCCUGGCCGACACUGCCUACGAGGUCUUUCCAUCGGUGCUGUUGGGCCUUGCCUUGAGUACCUAUGUCGUUCACUUUCAUCCCAAUUUUUUCAACCCUGGUACCCUAGCCAGUCGAGGAGCUACUACGGGUGUUUUCAUGCGAUGGCUGUUGUUGGCCACCGCGGUCCCCAUGCAAUUGUGCGAGCACACCACGGUGACAUUGGCUGCCGCAAUCCAAAAGUCUGGUGGAUCUCCAGGCCUUGCCUUUGGUUUUUUGCUCUCGGCACCGGCAGUCAACUUGCCGACGCAAGCGCUUUUGACUCAAAAGGUCAUGGAAGUAGAAGGAAAAGGGUCACCGAAUAUUGGCUUGCGAAUAGCUAUUGCGGUCAGUGGGACCGCCUUGAUACUUUCCUAUGUGGUGGAUUUCUUCAAUCUGGAUCUCUUGAUUCAAGAAGAAGCAAGCUCAGACGUAGGUAGUAUGUCCUUCCCAGAUGUUUACAGUACUCUUUGCCCGUGGUUGGCUGGAUUAUUGUUCUUGGUUGGAGUGGGGCGGGCUCAUUUUAGCACCCUAUAUUCAAAACUAAUUGGGUCUGCAUCGUCAAUAGAUGCCCAUGGAACAGAUGGCUGCUGCAAUCCUAGCAAAGAGGUAAAGGUUGACUAG
Molecule: messenger RNA, 1488 nt
Organism: Cylindrotheca closterium
Lineage: Eukaryota; Bacillariophyta; Bacillariophyceae; Bacillariales; Bacillariaceae
Source: the annotation of a GenBank genome assembly